AGUUUUUAUGUUUUCUUUACAAAAAUCAAUCGUCUCUGCAAUUUUAUGAUCGAGAAUAAUCAAUAAUCACGUAUAAAUGUGCUACCGACUUAAGUAAGAAUAUUCUUCACAAUGGAAUUUUACGCCUCCAUAUGUCGAUUGUGUGAAUCUCCGGAUCAAACUGGGAAUAGCUGGGUCGAGCUGUUUUCCGGCAAGAACGAGCAUCUACUGGCAAAGAUACGAGCGUGUGCCAAUAUUGCGAUCUCCUUCAACGAUGGACUGCCGCAGCGCAUUUGUGGACGCUGUAAUCUGAACCUGGAACAUGCAUACAACUUCAAGAUGCGGUGCGAGAUAACGGAUACCAAGCUUCGGCGCGAAAUGGAGUUUUUAAUCAAAAACGACGAAAAGCACCAUUCGCCAUUCGACUGCAGUCGGUUCCUGUUGGCACAGGAAGGAACAAAGCAGGAUGUGAUCAUGGCGGCCGAGAAGGUCUACGUGAAAGCAGAGCCAUUGGAAGACGAGGAUUUUUGUUCGGCGAAGGUGGAAACUCAGCUGAAGGUUGGGGUGGAUUGGGAUCCAAAUGAACACAAAGACGAGCUCAGUGAUUCAGAGGAAUCUGAUAGCGAGAAUGACUUCGGUGCAGUGGAAAAGGAGAAGUCGUCUGAGAAGCCAAAGCCGGACGUGUUGGAUAAAAAGAAGGGUAACAUUUGCGACAUCUGCGGGGAUCAGUUCGAUAAGAGUUCGGCCUUGAGUGAUCAUAGAAAAGCUAAGCAUCCUAAGCAGCAGUACCAGUGCAAGCAGUGCUCUAAGCAUUUUACGAGGAAAUCGUAUUUGGAAGAGCACGAAGUACAACACACCGGCAUUCGUCCUUAUGAAUGCCCCCAGUGUGACAAGAAAUAUUUCACGCCAUCAGGAUUGAGAAGCCACAUGCAGGAUCACGGCGAUAAUUUACCGUACGUUUGCGAUAAGUGUGGCAAGGGUUUUUCCACGGAAAGUAAGCUACGCGUCCACUAUGCCAUCCAUAUCGAAACGAGGGACUUUAUCUGCGACUUGUGCAACAAGGGUUUCAAGACGCUGGGUGUCUUAAAUUCGCACAAGACCACUCACUUGCCGCGGGGCCAACAGAGAAAGCGGACACCAAGGAAGAAAAAAGAUUACGUAUGCCAAUACUGCGGAAAGGUUUCCACACAUCCUGGGGUUCAUAAUAUGCACAUGAGAACACAUACGGGUGAACAACGUUUCGAAUGUCACAUCUGCUUUAAACGUUUUACUUCGUACGGUUCGCACCGGAAGCAUCUGCUGGUCCACACCGGGGAGAAACCGUACGUGUGCCAGUACUGCCAGAAAGCUUUCCGCCAGAAGCACCACAUGGACACGCACAUCCGGGGAGUCCACACGAAGGAAAAACCCUACAAGUGCAAAUUCUGCCCGCGAGCAUUUGCCACCCUAGGAAAUAUGAGGGAACACGAAAAGAGUCACGGAGAAUCCGGCAGGAAGCAUGAAGUGCUACCUCCGACGGUGAAUCCAGGUGUAGUGAUUCCUCCGGAAUUCGGACAUUUUCUGGCCGAAUCUACUGAGCCUGGUAGCUAUUAGGUGAGAAAAUAAAAAGGCUUCUGGACUGUCCUGGGCGCUCAAUGCAUCGACAUUGGGCAACUGAUCCGUUGCGAAAAAUCUGACAGUUAGACAAUAGAUUUAGCUGUCACUUAACCGUCGCUGAAGAGCCAAGAGUGAUGAACGGCUAAAACUGAACUGCGUUGUCGGAUUUCCACUGAUCUCAACAGGUGAGUAUUUAUAAGAA
Ochlerotatus camptorhynchus is the source of this 1777-nucleotide messenger RNA. RefSeq names its product zinc finger protein 665-like. The transcript is spliced from 3 exons. The record is from RefSeq and is a predicted model, not a curated record. Lineage: Eukaryota; Metazoa; Arthropoda; Insecta; Diptera; Culicidae. Gene Ontology annotation, molecular function: RNA polymerase II cis-regulatory region sequence-specific DNA binding; DNA-binding transcription factor activity, RNA polymerase II-specific; zinc ion binding. Gene Ontology annotation, biological process: regulation of DNA-templated transcription. The coding region runs from base 112 to 1572 and encodes 486 amino acids. Gene Ontology annotation, cellular component: nucleus.